AUGAGUCCUGUGACCGCCCUUGACAGAAAGGAAAACUCAAACAAAAUAAAUGAGAGAAACACCGUGAGACAUCGGAAGCCGGAGAAUUCACUUGAUCCCCGCUGGUUAACUGAUGAUGACGUUAGCUUCGCCGCCUUGGCGCGUCGGGUAAUUCCCGAGACCAACUACGCGAAAUUCCCGAAGUCGCGAUCAGGUCCCCUUGCUAUCAUUUCUACAAAACCACUCCAGAGUAGUGUACGUGGCAUCCCCGAGCCUGAUCCAGUGUUCUCUGGUCCUUGGAGACGACCUGCUUACUCUCGUCACGGCUAUGUAGGCGCACGCACGAUCUGGUUCUGCUCAAAGUUCAUCCCCGAAGCGCAGGCGCGUCGCGCUAGCAUGUCAACACUGCCGAGAGCGCAAGGUGCGUUGCGAUGGAGACAGGCCAAAAUGCGGUGCCUGUCAGAGGCGGGGAAACACGGAUCACCCAUGCGAGUAUCUAGUGAUUGCGGAAACGGCCAAAUACCAGACUGA
Messenger RNA from Penicillium crustosum, 510 nucleotides. RefSeq lists its product as uncharacterized. The coding region runs from base 1 to 510 and encodes 169 amino acids. The record is from RefSeq and is a predicted model, not a curated record. Lineage: Eukaryota; Fungi; Ascomycota; Eurotiomycetes; Eurotiales; Aspergillaceae. The transcript has 2 exons.